Messenger RNA from Geodia barretti, 210 nucleotides. The record is from the annotation of a GenBank genome assembly. Lineage: Eukaryota; Metazoa; Porifera; Demospongiae; Tetractinellida; Geodiidae.
UAACACCCGCCCGGCCGGGUGGCGAUAUUGUGUUCCUGCCUCGUGACUCCGACAGCGUGGCUUUCCUGACCAGGACAGCUGAUCGAGAAUAUGAGCAGAAGACUGUUGAUUCCCGUCUGGUCCUACAUGGACAACCUAAUGCCUAUGCUUCUAUCCCAGGCAGGCAACAAAAUGCCUAACAUUGAAUUUCGACAAUUGAAAAACCCUGAC